Molecule: messenger RNA, 855 nt
Organism: Glarea lozoyensis ATCC 20868
Lineage: Eukaryota; Fungi; Ascomycota; Leotiomycetes; Helotiales; Helotiaceae
Exons: 3
Coding region: 1-855 (284 amino acids)
Source: RefSeq, a predicted model, not a curated record
AUGAGGUCGAAUACCGCACUUGUCGCCGCUGGCAUGCUUGCUGCUGCCUCGACAGUCGUAGCACAAGAAUUCGGAGUAGAUGUGACCAAGGGCUGUUACUCAGCGGUCAAUGAUUAUGUCUUUAACACAACAUAUAUCUACAACACCGACGGAUACUGCCAGAAACAAUGUGCACCUUUAGGAUACAAUGCUAUGGCUACAACGAAGGGUACCGACUGCUGGUGUGGACAAACUAUUCCGGAUCCUUCCGCCAAGGUCGACGAUUCUUUAUGUAGUACGAAAUGUGCUGGAUUCGGGGACAAGACGUGUGGUGGUGCCAAAUAUUUCACUGUGUAUACCAGUGGUCUCGUAGACGAAACGCUAGUCUUAACGGCAGGUGAUGCAGCAAGUAGCACCUCAGCGAAAACAUCAUCAACUCCGUCAGCAACUGUGAGCGUCGCGCCUUCUGUCGUUACCCUUGGCGGCCAAACCGUAAUUGUAACAGCAGGAAGUGCAGUAAGCAAUACCUCUCCAGCAUCGGCCACAGCGGUCAAUAGUGGUGGAGGGGGUCCAAAUAAAGCCGCCAUCGCCGCAGGCGUCGUUGUCGGCAUUGUUGCACUUGCCUCCAUUGCCGGAGGUGUCUUCAUCUUCAUUCGCAGCAAGAAGAGGCGUGAAGUUGAAGACGAGUACCGAAGAAAUGCUGCUGUAAGCAGCUUCAUCGCCAAUGGCGGAAAGCCUCCCAUGAGCAGCGGCGGCGCUUCAUCAUUCAGCGACACACGUCUCGACCCAGUUCUAGCUCAACGAAGAAUCAGCGAUGGCAGUAUCGCAGACAACCAAGACUACUCGAGAAGAAUCCUCAAGGUCACCAACGCCUAG